AUGGCACCAACUUUGCCCACACUGCCAAAGGAGCUACGGCUCAUGAUCUACGAUGAGCUCUUCCAACCAUUGAUUCGUCGACCGAAAAACUUCGAUGUCUACGUUCUACCAUGCGAUUGGCCUACCAAUGAUUCCUCGGCCUUGACUGCGUUAUUGCUUCUGUGCAAAGAGAUACGAUUUGAAGCGAAGGGGCAUUUCGAAUCGCACUACCUGGGGUCGCUGAUGCUUUACUUCGACGACGUGCCCAGCCUUCACCGGUUCAAACUCAACGUGGAAAGGGCACCGGCCAGGUAUCGGAACCUCCAGGCUUGCUUCCAUACUAUGCUUUGCUUCCAGUCCGCCACGGAACUGUGGUGCGGCGAUUUGCACGCCGAGUGGUACGAUCUGGUCGAGGCAGUGAAACGAGAUGGUCUUUCCUUCAUAGGGGACCAGCGCGGCAUCCACCCGAGUUGCCAAUACAUGGACCAGUGGCCCAACCCGCUCCGGGCUCUUUGCGAAGAGGAGUCGAGCGACCUCCACCAUGACCGCUGGUGGGCACAGGAUUGGCCGGAGAUAGGUGGCGCGAUCAGGCACGGUAGUGUGAGCGAGCUCCAGAUCGAUAUGCUUACCGUACCACUCCAGGAUACAGCGAUGGAGAUGACUGUACAUCGGGUUUGUGGCGACCUCCGGACACUAUAUGCAACGAUUGCCGCCCAAGUCAAGGAUAUAGCUUUGGAAGGGAAAUGGGACCCUCGACUCGAUCGGCAGGCGUUUUCCGGCGCCGUAACGAGGGCACAAAGGCUCCGGCGUUUCGAGGCCGAACAUGGCUCUGGCUACUCGGACAAGCAAUGGCGCCAUGCGAUGGAGGAUCGUGCGCCAGGCUAG
This is a messenger RNA of Recurvomyces mirabilis, 864 nucleotides long. RefSeq lists its product as uncharacterized. Bases 1 to 864 code for a protein of 287 amino acids. Lineage: Eukaryota; Fungi; Ascomycota; Dothideomycetes; Mycosphaerellales; Teratosphaeriaceae. The record is from RefSeq and is a predicted model, not a curated record. The transcript has a single exon.